AUGGAAGAUAUUGCAGCUGUGAGUAAGAUCUAUUUCACAGGACCACCCGUGGGUCAACAACCGGUGGUACUGAUGAAAGCGGCGAUUCCGGCGCAGGAAAACGUGGAAAAAGGGGAUUCGCGGCAUCUGCGUCGAACAAGUCCAAAGUUGUUCCCUGCUUUGCUCGAAUUUACGGGAGAAGGAUAUCUGAGGGAAGUCAAAGAAGGAGAACUGGAUAUAGAUUUCGAUUCUCUAGAGUGA
This is a messenger RNA of Cooperia oncophora, 240 nucleotides long. The record is from the annotation of a GenBank genome assembly. Lineage: Eukaryota; Metazoa; Nematoda; Chromadorea; Rhabditida; Trichostrongylidae.